AGGAGCCCUUUCAUGAAAUUUGUAGCUCAUGCAGUUUCUUUCACAAUCUUCUUGGGAUUGUUAGUUGUGAAUGCGUCAGACCGCUUCGAAGGGGUUAAAACCCUGCCCAACGAGACCUUCACGGACUACCCAAAACAGGUCUUCAGAGUGAAAACGACACAAUUCUCCUGGACAGAAAUGCUCAUCAUGAAGUGGGUCUUAGGAAUGAUUUGGUCCGAAUGCAAGGAAAUCUGGGAGGAGGGGCCUCGGGAGUACGUGCUACACCUGUGGAACCUGCUGGAUUUCGGGAUGCUGUCCAUCUUCGUGGCUUCCUUCACCGCCAGGUUCAUGGCCUUCUUAAAAGCCAGCGAGGCCCAGCUGUACGUGGACCAACACGUGCAGGAUGACACGCUGCGCAACGUCUCGCUUCCGCCGGAAGUGGCGUACUUCACCUACGCCAGGGACAAGUGGUGGCCUUCAGACCCCCAGAUCAUAUCGGAAGGGCUGUAUGCAAUAGCUGUUGUGCUGAGCUUCUCUCGGAUCGCGUACAUCCUGCCAGCCAAUGAGAGCUUUGGGCCCCUGCAGAUCUCCCUGGGGAGGACUGUGAAAGAUAUCUUCAAGUUCAUGGUCAUUUUCAUCAUGGUAUUUGUGGCCUUCAUGAUUGGGAUGUUCAAUCUGUAUUCCUACUAUCGAGGUGCAAAGUACAACCCAGCGUUUACAACGGUUGAAGAAAGUUUUAAAACCUUAUUUUGGUCCAUCUUUGGCUUGUCUGAAGUGAUCUCGGUGGUGCUGAAAUACGACCAUAAGUUCAUUGAGAACAUCGGCUACGUUCUCUAUGGCGUUUACAACGUCACUAUGGUGGUAGUACUGCUCAAUAUGCUAAUAGCCAUGAUCAACAACUCCUAUCAGGAAAUUGAGGAGGAUGCAGACGUGGAGUGGAAAUUUGCCCGAGCAAAGCUCUGGCUGUCCUAUUUUGAUGAAGGAAGAACUUUACCUGCUCCUUUUAACCUAGUGCCAAGUCCUAAAUCAUUUUAUUAUCUCAUAAUGAGAAUCAAGAUGUGCCUCAUAAAACUCUGCAAAUCUAAGGCCAAAAGCUGUGAAAAUGACCUUGAAAUGGGCAUGCUGAACUCCAAAUUCAAGAAGGCUCGCUACCAGGCUGGCAUAAGGAAUUCUGAAAACCUGACAGCAAAUAACAGUUUCAGCAAGCCCACCAGAUACCAGAAAAUCAUGAAACGGCUCAUAAAAAGAUAUGUCCUGAAGGCCCAGGUGGAUAGAGAAAACGAUGAAGUCAAUGAAGGUGAACUGAAGGAAAUCAAGCAAGAUAUCUCCAGCCUGCGCUAUGAGCUUCUUGAAGAGAAAUCUCAAGCUACCGGUGAGCUGGCAGACCUGAUCCAGCAGCUCAGUGAGAAAUUCGGGAAGAAUUUAACCAAAGAUCACCUGAGGGUCAACAAGGGCAAAGACAUUUAGCAGCCUGCACCGGCAUCUGUGACCUCUACCAGCAUUCUAAGGCCAGGUGGGGUGCCCUGGCCACCAGCCCUGGUGGGGAGGGGUCCCAGGCCCACUCCUCUAGGACACUGCGGGGACCCACUGGCUCGGUCCUGAGCAGCCUUGCUGACAUCUGCAGCCUGGUGGCCUUCCUGGACACAGAACUGUUGUGAAUCUAGGCCGUUGGGUAAGAACGGCGACCUUAGGAAGAGGGGAGGAAGUGCUCCAGACACGUGUGGGCCCUUUGGUCCAGUCACAGUGACGUGUGUCCCUGUGGCCAGCACAGGAAAAGGCCUUCUUGGAUGCACACACGUGCCCUCCUGCUGCACACGGACCACAGCUCUGUCUGCAACCCGAGACCACAAACCACCUCAUCCCAUGUGCCCUUCCUCGUUCCCUCCCUGCCACCCACACACAUCCCAACGGAACCGGGAGGUGACCUGUGAUCUAUUCUUAAGUGCCAGCUGAGAACACAGAUAGCCUACUAGCAAAAUAGUUCUAUUUGUUUAUAAAAAAAAAAAUUUAAAAAUCUUAAAUCAAAAAUUGUACUGUAGGUAACACUGUUUAGAGAACAACAAAAUCUAAAUGAUGUAUUUUUACCUUUAUUAAGAUUAUCUUGUAUUUACUAUUUUUACC
Messenger RNA from Manis javanica (Malayan pangolin), 2100 nucleotides. It is a transcript of the gene TRPC7, whose product is annotated as transient receptor potential cation channel subfamily C member 7. Gene Ontology annotation, cellular component: cation channel complex; plasma membrane. Gene Ontology annotation, biological process: single fertilization; regulation of cytosolic calcium ion concentration; calcium ion transmembrane transport. The record is from RefSeq and is a predicted model, not a curated record. Lineage: Eukaryota; Metazoa; Chordata; Mammalia; Pholidota; Manidae. Gene Ontology annotation, molecular function: store-operated calcium channel activity; inositol 1,4,5 trisphosphate binding; protein binding.